Messenger RNA from Histoplasma mississippiense, 960 nucleotides. RefSeq lists its product with no specific name. The record is from RefSeq and is a predicted model, not a curated record. The transcript has 3 exons. Bases 1 to 960 code for a protein of 319 amino acids. Lineage: Eukaryota; Fungi; Ascomycota; Eurotiomycetes; Onygenales; Ajellomycetaceae.
AUGCGCACUCCAUCGAGCUCCCGGGUUCAGUUAACCCCCAGCUCCUCUCCAAUCCCUGGCGAUUAUAUAAACGAGGGCGGCACCAUUGAGGCCAAUGAAGUAGACAGCGCCAACCCAAGCCCGAAAGGAAUUUACUCCCUGCCACAGCCUACCCCCAAACUCCGGCUACAUCUGGAGGACCUUACCCAGCCGGGGUCCAAAGCUUUCAUAAAUCUUAUCCCAGAUCCAAAUGCUGCAAUCAACACAGCGCUAGGCAACAUUGUAACCUACUUAUACACAUCUCCGUCGGAACCUAAUCAAGCUGGAAACAUCAAUAGCGGCAGAGACGGCAGCCAUGCGGCACCCCGAAACAAGGCUGAACCGGAAUCAGCUAUCCCGAACCCCCCUUCGGGCUUGAUUGAAGGCGUUGCAGAUUUUGUCCGUUUGAAAGCUGGACUUGCGCCGCCUCACUGGAAGCGGCCCAGGAGCAAAGCUGAGCGCGGGAGCAGCUGGGAUAAGGGAUACCAGGCUACAGCAUUUUUCUUGGAGUGGAUUGAGGAUGUCAAGGUUGGAGUAGGGGCGGUGGGCAUGUUGAAUGAUCGCCUUUUGAGGGUUGGGUAUGUUGGUGAGUCGGGUGGGAACGGUAUUGCUGGGGGCGAUGGGAACGGUGGGGCCGUUGAGAAAGCAGAUCGAAAGGGAGCGGGAGUAGUGACCGACGAACAGUUGGUUAAACGUGGAUUCUGGUAUGGGCUAUUUGGUGCUGAGGAGAAGCAAAUGCCAAGCCUCAUCCAAAAGGCGAUGGGUGACAGGGUGUCUGUAGAAGGAGCAGAAGAAUCGUGGAAUUUAACCAUUCCAUCUCCAGCUUUCUCACAAGCCGACGCCGUUUCUAUUGCAGAUGACAGUUUUGAAUAUAAAAGAGAGUGGAGGAGCUGUGGUUCCUUUUUGACAGCAGUGGUAAUGAAAAGGUUAGAAAGACAGUAA